UACUUUGUGCAUAGAUCUGGUUGCUAUAAAGAAGACUCACAGAGUGAAGCAGCAGGCUAACGGGAGCUUUGUGCCUGCAGACCUUUACCUUCCAAUCUUGCUUGUGUCUAGCCAUGCACAAGUUUCUCUUGGCUUUAGUCCUGGGGGUGCUGCUCUUGGAGAUGAGGUUGGGGAGUGAGGCCAGGACACCCCCUUACGGUGUGAAACUGUGUGGCAGAGAGUUCAUCCGAGCGGUUAUCUUCACCUGCGGGGGAUCUCGCUGGAGACGGGCAGGAAACCUUGCUGCCCUCCCUGGAGGGGAUUCUGCAGAAACCUUCAUUGCAACUUCAUCCUCCAAUGAAUGGGAUCCAGUCCGUGUCCCCUUGAAGGAGCCAUCAGACUAUUAUGGGAGCUGGCGAGGUCAACAGACCCAGAGUUCCCCAGAAGAAAUCUGGGCUUUGGAUCGUGGGUCCCGAGAUGUUAUGGCUGGACUGAGCAAUGCCUGCUGCAAGUGGGGUUGCAGCAAGAGUGAAAUCAGCUCCCUGUGCUAAAACAGCAGUUUGCGUUUGUAUAUACAUAUGUAUGUGUGUAUGUCUUAUGUGUAAGUGAACUUCACAAAAAGGGAAGUACAUGUAAAUAUUUGUGAGCAGGGGUGUAAUUAGGCAGCAGUGACAAAAUGAGGGCAUUGUCUCCCACCCCAAAAUAAGAACCUUGCCUUGCAAAUCAAUACUUUUACUCAUUCCUCAAAUUUCUAGUAUUGCAGUUUAAAUCGCCAGCUGAACAUUUAGGCAUCCAAAGAAAAGUGGCAUGCAAAGUAACCCAAGGGGAUACAAAUGUAACAAAAAGAAAAAAGUAGGUGUGAACCAUUUUCACACCUAAUUUUUGCCAUGCUAGAAGUUUGCUGUUUGAAGAAAUAGAUCAUUUGAAAAGGGACAGAAUUCUUUUAUUGGGGGCAAUAUUGUCAAUCCCACUUUAGCAAUGGUUGGGAUUGAGAGUAUCUCCACUUUAGCAAUUCCUCAUCAGUGAGCCUAGAUGAUUGUAUGGUAAUAUGUAAGCACAGCUGAUGAACAACAUCUCUAUCCAUCCAUCCACUUCUUUCAGCAAGAUAGAACUCAGGGCGCUUCCAGACAGCACUAAAUCAGAGGUUUAAACAGGGGCAAAAAAAUCCCAGGAUUUCAGAAGAGGUCCAUAUACGGACCUGUUAGUCCUGGGAUUUCUGUCUCCGUUGUCCAGACUUGCUGCUUUGUUCUGAGAUUUAGAUGCUCCCAAGAUGGCCGACGCAGAACUUCCACUGGAAACCUCGGCAGCUUUUUUAGAAAAGCCCCGGGAUGCGAAUAUAUGGAUAUGCAGAUCUCUGCAAAAGUCCCGUUUUUUUGUCCUGGCCAGAAAAACUGUGCCCUCCAAACAUUUCUUGAGGUAUCUGCCACACAAAUAAACCUCAUGGGGUAGGACCACUAUUGCCCAAGUCAGCAUUGCAUAAUGAAACAGGAACACACACUUUCAAGCCAGGAACAGAACUUUGGCAUUAUUGACACUUUUUAGAGCCUGGCUGCAUGGCCAUCUCUCCAGACAGAUUUGGUUGUGUACUUGUGGAAUUGAACAAUAUGGUGCUGUUCCUGGGUUAUACAUGGCUGUUUCUAUUACCCACCUGCAUGACCUUGGCUCUCAGUAUUUACAUUCCUCUCCAGCAUAUCCAUGUCCCAACAGCCAGUAGUACAUUUUUGCCAUUUACUAAACUGUACCCAUGCUGUCAAAAUACACUCAAUGAGGAACAGACAUGUAUAACCCAGAAACAUCAUCCUGUUGUUCCCUGGCACAAGUACACCACGAAACCUGUCUGCACAGACAGCCAUACAGUAAGGCCUGACUAAUUACAGUAAUUAUGACAUUCUGUUCCUGGUUUGAAAGUGUCUGUUCCUGUUUCAUUGUGUACUACUUAAUGUGAAAGUACUUGUUGUACCCCAGGAACUUCAUUUUUCUGCCACAAACUUCAUUAAACAGGUGAAGGACAAAGUUCCUCUUCCCAGGACAAAGUUUUUGCCUUCUACUCAAGUGUCACCUUCUUUUUAGGAACUGGCCAACCAGGAACAAACAUCUAAAAUCCAGGAACAAACCCAGAUAAAAAAUUCUGUAAUUUCUGAUUGCGGGGACAUACAGACAUGUGAAGAUCCAGAUAUUCAGCUAAAAACCGCGAUAUUCCAGCACCUGGAAAUCUCUCGUUUUUUUGCCUUUUGUAGCGAUUGCUUCCGGGUUUACAGGGGAUGGCAUCUGGCCACCCUCCUGAUUGCUGUGGGAGCUACUGGGAUAAAGGUACUGUCUGGAUGGGCCCUCAAACAGAUACAUUUUUUCACCACAAGCUAUGCUGGUGAAGUUCUUUGCACCUCCUUGUAUGAGUGGCUCUUUCACAAUUAGUGAGCAUUUUAAUUACAGUCCCAAUGACAGCCUGAUGACAGAUGUAUAUCUUCCAGCCUCCUGUACAUUUUGCACGGUCCUUGGCAAAUAUAAGUUUGUUUUUCUAUCACCAUUGUAACAGUGAUGGCCAACUUGGGAGCCAGUUUUCUUUACCACUGAAGACCAUUUGGGGGCUUGAUGGAGUCCCUGAAAACAUGAAAAAAAGGAAAACACUCCAGGUUGAGAUUUUUUAAAAAGGUAUGCAUCCUGCAGCAUAUUUACAAGACCCAUUUACACUACAUAAUUAUAGUGUUGUGAUUCUCUUUGAGCUGCCAUAGAAACAUCAUCUGGAAUUUACAGUUUAACCAGGUAUUUUCUGCCAGAGAUCUUUAAUGCCUCACCAAACUGCAAAAACCAGGAUUUCACAGGAUGCAUGCAGAAAUGUAAAGUGGUAUCAAUGUGUUAUAACUGCACAAUGUGGCAGGGUCCUAAUACCUUCCCUUUCUUAUUUUUGUCUGAGGGAGCCUAGAACAAGUAAAGGCUGCUAAAACCUCCUUGCAGGGACACAUGUAUAUGCAUUUUGCUCACCCUUGUAAUAGAAGCAACAACAGGAGGACCAAGAAAUCUCCCCCAGUUGGAUACCAAACUGCUUUAUGGGAAAGCAUAAUGAAUUUUGGCUGUUGUUUCUCAUAUCUUCCCUUAUGGAUGUAAAGGUAGGCUUUGACCUGAACCAGAGGAUGGUAUUGCAAGAAACCACGUUUGAGUUGUUGCCUCUCUGCUCAUGAGUUUGUUCCUGGUGGAAGACAAUGCCUGUUUUCUUUGAGACUGACCCUGUGUCAAUGCUGAAAUAAAAAAGAUUAAAUGAAAUAA
Molecule: messenger RNA, 3240 nt
Organism: Anolis carolinensis (green anole)
Lineage: Eukaryota; Metazoa; Chordata; Lepidosauria; Squamata; Anolidae
Gene: rln3
Product: relaxin 3
Exons: 2
Coding region: 114-530 (138 amino acids)
Cellular component (GO): extracellular region
Molecular function (GO): G protein-coupled receptor binding; hormone activity
Source: RefSeq, a predicted model, not a curated record